Molecule: messenger RNA, 1053 nt
Organism: Diaporthe batatas
Lineage: Eukaryota; Fungi; Ascomycota; Sordariomycetes; Diaporthales; Diaporthaceae
Exons: 3
Coding region: 1-1053 (350 amino acids)
Molecular function (GO): oxidoreductase activity, acting on paired donors, with incorporation or reduction of molecular oxygen; heme binding; monooxygenase activity
Source: RefSeq, a predicted model, not a curated record
AUGGACUAUCUUGUUUUUGAUAUUACUGGUGAUCUUAGCUUUGGGAGGUCCUUUAAUAUCAAAGAGCCUGGUGAGAAUCCUCUCAGGGAGGUGCCACAGAACAUUGUCCAAUACCUCAAAUUCUAUUAUCUGAUGUGCCGCUCGCCUUUUCUCGGCUCAAUUAUUUGGCUUAAGCCUCGUGGGUUAGACCGACUCAUGGAGCUCGUCACUCCAAAACCGGUCCGACAAUUCAAUGACUUUAUCUUUGAAAGUGUUACAAAACGACUUGAGCUUUAUGAGAAGCAGGAGGCUCUUGAUAAGAACGAUUGUCGUCGAGAUCUAUUCUAUUUUCUAUGCAAGGCUCAAGAUUCUGGAGGCCGCCCAGCAUAUACCCAAGAUGAGCUACGUGCAGAGGCCAUGUUAUUCAUCAUCGCCGGGUCCGACACUACGACUGCCAGCUUGGCUAGUAUCUUCUGGUACCUCGUUAGAGCACCGAGAACAUUCAACACAGCUACGGAUGUCAUCCAUAGCCCGAAGCUCAUGGGUUGUACAUAUCUUCGGGCAUGUAUUGACGAAGGAAUGCGUCUUGUCCCCCCUGGACCCUGUGAACCUCCACGAGAAGUCCUUGCCGGUGGCCUCCAGGUUCUAGAUUAUCACUAUCCCAAGGGAACGAUAGUUAGCACAGCUCCCUGGUGCGACUCACUGAACGUGGAAGUCUACGGGGACCCGGGGGUCUUUCGACCCGAGCGCUGGAUCAUAGAUGAGGCUACGGGCGUCACUAGGGAGAUGGUAGCCGAGAUCCGUGCCAACUUCCACCCGUUUCUCACAGGUCCCGGUGGCUGCGCUGGCAAGAAUAUCGCACUGGCGGAGAUUAUGCUUGUAGUCUCCAAGACGCUGCUUCGCUUUGAUUUGAGGAAAACGCCUGGGUCGACUUUGGGGGAAGGUAGGCCUGAGCUGGGCUGGGGCCAGAGGGAUAGGAGGCAAUUUCAAAUAGCGGAUGCAUUGGUGUCACUGAAGCAAGGUCCAGAGGUCCAAUUCAGGAAGAGGCCGUCUCCUGAGACAAAAUUCGGUUGA